Messenger RNA from Coniophora puteana RWD-64-598 SS2, 635 nucleotides. RefSeq lists its product as uncharacterized. Bases 9 to 635 code for a protein of 208 amino acids. The record is from RefSeq and is a predicted model, not a curated record. Gene Ontology annotation, molecular function: protein binding. NCBI's taxonomy places the organism in Eukaryota, Fungi, Basidiomycota, Agaricomycetes, Boletales, Coniophoraceae. The transcript has 2 exons.
CUUCCACCAUGGACCAGUUCCCGAACGAAAUAUGGGACGCUAUCUUCCGAGAACUGGUCAGCCAAGCAGACCUGGCCCGCGUCAUCCGAACCUGCAAGAAGUUCUACGCUAUCGGAAUUCGCGUUCUCCACCGUCAUAUCGUUUGGCUGGAUCCUGCACGUUUCACUGCCAGCCUUGACUUCAUCCAGAGAAACCCUACUCUUCAUUCGAUCCCGCGCUCCCUGAAGCUCGGGGUCUCCCUCAACUAUGACUGCUUCCGUCAUAAAACACGUCCAUCUCGCGAGCCCUUCCAUGCCUUGCAUCUUUCCAAUGACCUCGAUGCUCACGACGAUGCAUUCUUCGCCGAUGCAAACCCGUUCUUUGCUUGGGGCCAGGAUCAUCAUCCUGUGGUCGAGAACCACUCACCUGUACCGGGCCCUUCACAUCAUGAGCCAGGUCCUUUCAAUUAUCCGGGUGCGCAAGCGCUUUUCAACGGGUUUGAUCCCGCUGCUUUGACGAAUGUGCACUCCUGGUCGGAUGGGCCUUCACUGCAGUCCAAGAUUUACAUUUCGAAGACAUGGCACUUCCUCCGGAGUACUACACCAUCAUUUGCCACUUCCCCCAUCUUCGUCGCCUCCACAUUGAGCACUGCGUAG